This is a messenger RNA of Mycena indigotica, 1566 nucleotides long. RefSeq names its product Chondroitin AC/alginate lyase. Lineage: Eukaryota; Fungi; Basidiomycota; Agaricomycetes; Agaricales; Mycenaceae. Gene Ontology annotation, molecular function: lyase activity. The record is from RefSeq and is a predicted model, not a curated record. Gene Ontology annotation, cellular component: periplasmic space. The transcript has 6 exons. Bases 154 to 1566 code for a protein of 470 amino acids.
CUUCCAACUUCAAUCGCGCCUGGAUCGGGGACCAUUGAAAACGUCGACGGUGAUAUCAGCCCGCAAAUCGCGCAAUUAUUUAAAACCCUUUCCAUUUAUUCAAGCCGAGAACGCCACGAAUCCCCUUUCGCCUCCUACCGAUUGGUAGCUGCAAUGCUGCCGCCCACUCUCGUUUCUUUCUCCUUCGCCUUUCUUCUGCCUCAUCUGGUCACCGCCGACGUCCAGCCCUUCACCAGCUACGCCAACGACUUCGUUGACCCCUCUUACAUCGCUGCCCGCCAGUUUCCUAACACAACUGGGGGAGCGCAAGCCUCUAUCCGUUCGUGGGCGGACCGUCUUGCCUCGUCGGGGCCAUGGAGUGUCACCACCAAGCCAAUGGUUGCGCCUAGCGGCGACAAGAAGGAUUAUAUGAGCUGGGCCCCAUAUUGGUGGCCGGACUGCUCUAAAGUCGGCAAUACCACGGUAUUAACACCAGAGCAAAUUUGGGUGACCUGCCCAUACGUCAAUAGGGAUGGCCAGUUUAACCCUGACCGUCUUACCAUCAACGAUAUUGGCGCUUUCUACAACGUGUCCGACGCCAUUCUAUAUAACGCGCUUGCUUUCGCGUUCGAGAACAAGACAUCUUCGAUAUAUUCCCAGCGUAUUGUCAAGAUUGUUGAGACAUGGUUCCUCGACAAAACGACGGGGAUGAAUCCCAACCUGAACUACGCGCAAAUGACGCGGGGCCCCACGGGACAAGUCGGGACUCACACCGGUGUGCUCGACUUGAAGGGGAUGGCGAAGGUUGUGUCCGGAAUUCUGACGCUGAGAAAGCUGAAAAGCUCGGACUGGACGGACGAUAUCGACUCGCGGUUGAUUACUUGGGCGAAUCAGUACAUCAACUGGCUUGAGACAAGUAAACUUGGCGUCGAUGAAUGCGCUUCGUUGAACAACCAUGGAAGCUACUGUUUUAACCAGUGGGCGUCAUUGAAGCUGCUUGUCAAUGACAUCCCUGGGGCGGUCAACAUCAGCAAUAGGUUCUUCCAGGGCAUAUACCAAGGCCAGAUUGACGCCUCUGGCGACCAGCCCUUUGAGGCAACUCGUACUCACCCUUACCACUAUCGCAACUACAAUCUCGGUGCGAUGAUUACUAACGCGCGUAUCUUCCAAUACGCUGACCCCAAGGCUGACCCAUGGCACACGAAGACAAAGGCGGGGACGACAAUCAAAGACGCGAUGGAUAUGACUAUGACCGUCGACCCCAACAAGAGCCAGGAGGACUACGCGGUGGCUGAGAUCUUCCCCAAUGUCGCUGCUGUCGCUGCAGAAUACGGAGACCCAGAUGGGAAAUACGUCGCUUUCUUGCAGAAGACGUUUCCCGACUAUGCGUGGGAUGCCGACUUUUUGUGGAACCAGCCGCUUGUGGGGAAUGCUGUUGUUCAAGUUGGAGCGACAAAUGGUACUGCAAAAGGCGGCAACACGUCUGCUCCGCCGCCCGGAGUUUCGGGUGCAUUAAGAGGGACAUUACAUGGAGAUUUUACUUUGUUUGUUGCUACUCUUGUUGUUGUCGUCGUCGUUUUGCUGUAG